UCAUUUUAUUCUACAACAGAAUUUUUGUGAAUGUUGACUUCUUAAAAUUUAUUUUGACUAUUGUGAAUAUCCUAUUUAAUGACAGUACAGUUAGUCGCCUAUUUAACAGGCGUUUUCUGAUAUUAAAACAUUGUAAUAAAAGUUUGUUUAUAAUUAGCAAUGGUGAUUACAACUGGUAAUUUACGUUCCCAGCUAGUGGGUUUGACAAACUUUUCUGGUACACAUAAAGAACAAGCAGAUAAAUAUCGACAAUUAUUGGAGGUAGUACUCUCUAAUACCGGUAUGGAAUUAAUUGAUACACUGAAGCUAUUUGUGGAAGGUAUAGUUCAUGAACAUGUCAGUUUGGUUAUUUCGCGUCAAAUUCUUAAUGAUGUUGGUUCACAUCUCACUAAGCUACCAGAUGAAGUUUCCAAACAGGUUUCGCAUUUCACAUUAGACAAAGUGCAACCGCGAGUUAUAUCCUUUGAAGAGCAAGUAGCAGCCAUACGUCAGCAUUUAGCAGAAAUCUAUGUGCGAAAUCAAUUAUGGCGUGAUGCAGCUAAUGUACUUGUUGGCAUACCGUUAGAGACCGGCCAAAAGCAGUACAGUCCAGAUUAUAAACUUGAAACAUAUUUAAAGAUAGCACGACUUUAUUUAGAAGACGAUGAUCCGGUGCAAGCUGAAUGCUUUAUUAAUCGUGCUUCUCUAUUGCAAACUGAAACACAAAACGAGGAGCUUUUGAUUUUGUAUAAAGUAUGCUACGCACGUGUGCUGGAUUAUCGCCGUAAAUUUAUUGAAGCAGCACAACGUUACAAUGAACUUUCAUAUCGUAGUAUUGUCGAUGUUGAGGAGCGUUUAACUGCACUUAAAAAUGCGCUCAUAUGCACUGUACUCGCUUCAGCGGGUCAACAACGUUCGCGUAUGUUAGCUACGCUUUUCAAAGAUGAACGCUGUCAACAGUUGCCUGCAUUUGGAAUUUUAGAAAAAAUGUAUUUAGAUCGCAUUAUACGUCGUUCGGAGCUUGAAGAAUUUGAAGCGUUGUUAUUGCCACAUCAAAAAGCUGUUACUGGUGAUGGUUCCUCAAUUUUGGACCGUGCUGUAUUUGAACAUAACUUAUUAUCCGCCAGUAAAUUAUACAAUAAUAUUACAUUUGAAGAGUUAGGAGCAUUAUUGGAAAUAACUGCAUCUAAAGCUGAAAAUAUUGCCUCUCAAAUGAUAACAGAGGGCCGUAUGAAUGGGUUUAUAGAUCAAAUAUCAGGAAUUGUUCAUUUCGAAAAUCGUAACUUGUUAUUUAUGUGGGAUAAACAAAUCCAGUCUUUGUGUUAUCAGGUAAAUUCUAUUAUAGAAACAAUUGGAGCUCGUAAUUCGGAUUGGAUGACUGCGACCAUUGAUGAAGUUAAUUAAAUAUGAACUGCUGUAAAAUAAGAAGUUAAAAAUAAUCGAUAAUAAAUAUAUUAAACUAAACAAUUAAAUAACAAUUAUGUUGCCAUUGCAUUAUAGUUUGCACCAAAUCUCUACAAUUAAUAAUGGGUA
Messenger RNA from Teleopsis dalmanni, 1512 nucleotides. It is a transcript of the gene CSN4, whose product is annotated as COP9 signalosome complex subunit 4. Gene Ontology annotation, cellular component: COP9 signalosome; cytosol. The record is from RefSeq and is a predicted model, not a curated record. Lineage: Eukaryota; Metazoa; Arthropoda; Insecta; Diptera; Diopsidae. The transcript is spliced from 2 exons. Bases 160 to 1383 code for a protein of 407 amino acids.